Molecule: messenger RNA, 438 nt
Organism: Cooperia oncophora
Lineage: Eukaryota; Metazoa; Nematoda; Chromadorea; Rhabditida; Trichostrongylidae
Source: the annotation of a GenBank genome assembly
UUGGACGAGAAUGUGUUCAGGGAAGGGAUAGAGAAUGCUCAUACCAUCAACGUAAACUUGAGUAAAUUCCUUUUGCACUCUGCAACACUAUCUAUCAUUUGGACAAGAGAGCAGAAGAUUUAUAAAGAUGCUUUCUCCAUCACUCCAAUGUACCUCAAGCCUUCACAUGCAAACUCCACGGAUCUGAGAGAUUGGGGCCUUCACUUGAGCCGCCGUUUUAAAGCUCUCAAAGUUUGGUUCAUUAUGCGUCUCUGUGGUGUCGAAGGUCUUAGACGUCAUGUGAAUAAGAUAUGUGAUAUGGCCAGUUACUUUGAAUCAUUAGUGGAUCAACAUCCAAAUUUACAAAUUUUCACGACGAGAAACUUUGGUUUAUUCACCUUCCAAUACAGUGUAGGUAUUACGUCAUCAAAGAACCAGCUUCCUUUAGUUGACUUUUAG